AUGACUAUGAAAAAUAAGUUCAUUCAAGUACAAUUCGAAAUCGGAACACAAGUGGAUUAUCUCGAUGCAACAAUCCAACUGGUCAAUAAUGACGAUGAUCCUCGUGUACUUCUAUUGGAAACACGAGUACAUCAUGAAACCAAAGCGGAACCAUAUGCAUUACCUUAUGUCUAUGAUUAUACAUCGUAUAUGGAGUUCUCAAAAUUAAUUCGAGUAGCAUUGAUUCGUGCUGCACUUUGCUGUUCUGAUAUCGAUCAAUUCCAACAAGAACGACAAUAUAUCGAACUAUCAUUUACGAUGAAUCAGUUUCACACUCGUUAUAUCCACAAACAUGUCGCUGCCUUCUUCAUGGAAUUCAAUGUGGAAACAUUCGAUGCUGGAACGGAAGAUCCAAUGAUGUACAAUCAAUUACGUGCGAAUGUGAUCGAUUAUGAUCAAAAGCGUCAACGAAGGUCAAUCAACGAACAUCACGAACCAACCAAUCCUCCAUGCCUUCCCUCGUCGAAAAGAUUCUCCAUGUCUAAACUUAUGAGAUCUUACCGUCAACGUCAUCGAAUACGUCCAUCCAAUGUUCGAAAACUUUUCAAUUAA
This is a messenger RNA of Rotaria sp. Silwood2, 591 nucleotides long. The record is from the annotation of a GenBank genome assembly. Lineage: Eukaryota; Metazoa; Rotifera; Eurotatoria; Philodinida; Philodinidae.